AUGUGUGAAUCUCCACCAGCCGGGUUUCCCUUCCCGACUGCUGAGGUCCAGAGCAUACUACUUGUCCUCAGUGAGCGGUAUCCAGAGAAGAUAGCUGAGGUAGUGGAGAGAUUGUAUCGGGGACUUUGGGGAGAUGGAGAUUCUGGUAUUGUGACGACUGAUGGGUUUAUGGGUGUUUUGGGAGAUGUGUUUGGUGAGGUGGUUGCGGGGGAGAUCUUAUGUUCUUCCCAAGACUCAGAAACCAAACUCCGUCUGACAGAAAACACCCAAAAAGCAGUCGAUACCGGAGCAUUCGGAUUACCCUGGAUCGAGUGUGUGAAUGCCCAAGGUGAGAAAGAAUGUUUCUGGGGCGUGGAUCAUAUGGAGCGUGUGGUUGAAUUCUUGGGCUUCGAGAGGGCGGAUUCAAAAUGGGGAUUCUGA
Molecule: messenger RNA, 420 nt
Organism: Aspergillus oryzae RIB40
Lineage: Eukaryota; Fungi; Ascomycota; Eurotiomycetes; Eurotiales; Aspergillaceae
Product: putative 2-hydroxychromene-2-carboxylate isomerase
Exons: 2
Coding region: 1-420 (139 amino acids)
Biological process (GO): glutathione metabolic process
Cellular component (GO): peroxisome; mitochondrion
Molecular function (GO): glutathione peroxidase activity; glutathione transferase activity
Source: RefSeq, a predicted model, not a curated record